Messenger RNA from Lactuca saligna, 867 nucleotides. NCBI's taxonomy places the organism in Eukaryota, Viridiplantae, Streptophyta, Magnoliopsida, Asterales, Asteraceae. The record is from the annotation of a GenBank genome assembly.
AUGAAUAUGCAAAAGAAUUGUUCAACUACUAUCCAUGAUGAAAGAGAAGAGGGGAAGGUGAAGCAUAGGACUUUUAUUGACAACAGAGUGGAACAAAAAGGUGGUAGAGAUGAGAUUGUUAACCAGAAGGAACCUGAUGUACAGGAACAUGACAAGCCAUUGAUGAUUAAAUCAAGAACAGAUGAAAAUGUUGCUUUGAUUUCUGACCCUCUGGUUGCGGUCAAGAAUGAAGAAUUUGUUGAUAACGUGGAGGUGAUGCCAGCUGUCAUGGAGGCACCAAAGGUUCAGAAACCAUCUACUAAUGAGUCCAUUGUGGUGAAAGAAGUAAAGCGUGUUGAAAUUGUGAAAAAAGCUACUGAAAAGAAGUCUAAGAAACAGAAAUCCUCAAAGUCACAAUCAUCUGACAUGGCUAAAACAAUAUUUAAACCCCAACAAGAAGAGCCAAAGGAACCUGAAUCUGAUUGGAACAAAGUCAAUGAGGUUGAAAUGGAAGCAUCUGAAGUAGAAGAGACCAAAUACAAUAUUCUUGAUCAUUGCUUGGAGGUGAUGAAGUCUGCUGGUUUGAAGCCAUCAUUGACCAUGUAUAACGCCUUGAUUAUUGCCUAUGCACAAAGGGUUUUAUCAAAUCAAGCAACUAAUACAUUUAGGAUCAUGACAAGUGAUGGUUUGAAGGCAAAGGAAAAAAAGUUGAAAUUGGAUCCAAUGGUAAGGUCCACCAGGUGCAGCAGCAACUUCGACGGUGAUGGCGAUGACAAUAGACUAAGGCGAGUUCAGACUGGAAGUGGGAGGGAGAAGGUAUGUUGUGUCGAAGACUUAGAGGGGCCGGAGGGCUUUGCUGCUGUCGGUGAUGGCGGAUGCAGUGGCUAG